Molecule: messenger RNA, 1389 nt
Organism: Copidosoma floridanum
Lineage: Eukaryota; Metazoa; Arthropoda; Insecta; Hymenoptera; Encyrtidae
Source: RefSeq, a predicted model, not a curated record
AUGGAUGAUUUAAAAAACGAUAUAGAUGCAUUAAGUUCUCACAGUAAUACUGAAGCACAAUUUUUAGAACAAGUCAAAGAAUGUCAACAUCACCUUAAAUGCAUGGAAAAAUUAUUUUACGACUUACAAAAUACAGAUUAUAAACAAGAAGUAGUUAAAUCACACACUUCUUUAAACAGCAUAUUGAGUAAAAGUUUUCCAGACUUACGGACAUUGGUGAAUGAAUAUGGAAGUCAUUCACUAAGGGAAAAUCAAAGUAUAAAAUCUGUAAAGGAAACCAUGAAUAUUUUCAAAAAUCUCGAAAAUCAUAGUAACGAUUCCGCUCCAUUAACAUUUGUUAUUCAAGUGCCUAAUACUUUCUUGGAUACAGUUAAAAAAGAAAUCUCUAAUGGCUUUUUGGAAAACAUAUCUCAAAAUCCAACUAAAAAUACAUGUGGACCUCAAAAAAAUAAAGGAUUAUCAUGGUUUUUGCAAAAACUACGAAGAAAAAAAAAACGAGCCUCUACUGUUACAAAUAUGAAGAUUUCCAACGAUGUCAUACAGUUUCUGAAAUCGAGAAGCGAUGAAAACUUUGUAAGUAGUUUGUUGAAUUCGUACAAAAGCAAUGUAAAUAGUAAUGCAGAUGAUGAACUUACAAAUAAUUACGAGAAAAAGUCUUCUGUCAGUGAAAAUUACAAAAAUAUUGAAAUCGAGCACAAGUUGAUUGAUUCAAAACAAAGUCAGAGUUUAAUAUUUCCCAUAACGUACAAUCUUGACGGAAAAGCACCUGUCCCUUUAUUGCCAAGUAUACAUAUUGAACAUCAGAUAAAACCACAGAUAAGCUCAAAUACAUUUUCACACUCUAUAAAAAUCAAAAACGAAUUACCAGUAGAGCAUUCAAGCAAGUUUUCUGACAAUACUGUAUUAACAGAAGAAGCUAAUGCAAAAAAUGAAAGUGAAAUCCUAGAACAAAAAUAUAUAGAAUCAGAGUCUAUGGAAAUACUUAUUAACAGGCUAACUCAAGCUUUACUCAGAGCUACAGAAAAAUUGGGCGAUUUAGAAUCUAUGAAGGCUUUAGUAGAAAAAUUAAACACUAAACGGCCAAUAGUCACUACAUCUGAUGGAAAUACCCAGAAUCUUAAAAUGAAGAAAAAUAAAGGAUCAAAAUCAAGCAAUUAUUCAGUGAAUGCUAAAGGGAUCAAAAAAGAAUCUAUUGAAAAACCGGAGAAAGAUAAGCCAAUGCUGCUAGAAAGACAGUUAUCCAAACUUAGCGUUUGUUCAAAUUCAAGUAGUGCAACAAGCAAUGAGGACAUUUAUAAAAGUUCAAUGAUCAAUUUCAUGGCUGCCAGAUGUCAAUCGCCUUCUAGGGUCAAUUAUCUUGUUUGCCAAAGUGAAAAGGAUAUUUACUAA